Messenger RNA from Bemisia tabaci, 1664 nucleotides. RefSeq names its product pyridoxal phosphate homeostasis protein. Gene Ontology annotation, cellular component: intracellular anatomical structure. Gene Ontology annotation, molecular function: pyridoxal phosphate binding. Lineage: Eukaryota; Metazoa; Arthropoda; Insecta; Hemiptera; Aleyrodidae. The record is from RefSeq and is a predicted model, not a curated record.
UACCACAAACACGCCUUAUCACUUAUCAGCUGUGUCGAUCUCAUGAUUCAUGAAGAUACGAACUGACGAACACUUUACUUAUAAUUAUUUUUCAUUCUCUCUCUAUUCGUUUUCACACAAGUCGGUUAUCAGUGAAUAAGAAUUUUAAUCACCACGUUACCCUGUCGUCUUAACUCCUCUCAACUUUCAUCGUGGUUUGAGGCACUCUACUGUACCAUCAGUGUUAAGCUUUUGUUUCAGUGUUCUCUUAAGAUAUUAAUUGCUGAGUACUUGAACUGGGCAGAGACAUUUAAAGCAUUGCGACUAUGUCCUCCGCAGGUACCAGGUCCCUCAAAGAAAAUCUAAAUUAUGUGCAAGUAGCAAUUGCAGCGGCCGUUGCGAAGAGACCUCAUAAAGCAAAAGAAAAAGACCCUCGCUUGGUGGCAGUUAGCAAGUUCAAACCGAAGGAACUCAUUAUUGAGGCUUAUAAUGCUGGUCAAAGACAUUUUGGAGAAAAUUAUGUGCAGGAAUUGGUCGCAAAAGCAACUGAUAUAGAGAUUAUGGAACUGUGUAAGGAUAUCAGAUGGCACUUCAUUGGCCAUCUCCAGAAGAACAAAAUCAAACAUGUUGUCGUGCUCCCCAAGUUGUAUCUCUUGGAAACAGUUGACUCAGCGCAAAUGGCCACUAGUGUUAACAACUCUGUCAAUACUAUUUAUGCAAGCCAACCUGAUAAGAAAUUGAAUAUCAUGGUCCAAGUCAACACGAGCGAGGAACCUGAAAAGAGUGGUAUAUCUUGCAGUGAGGUUGUUGAUGUAGUAAAACAUAUUCAUGAUACGUGCCCGCGGCUAAAUUUUAUGGGAUUGAUGACAAUUGGAGAGUUUGGGUAUGAUUGGUCUAAGGGUCCAAACCCUGAUUUUUUGAAACUUCUUGUUUGUCGCAAAAAUGUCUGUGAGGCUCUUCAGUUGGAAGAAGUCGAUGUUGAAUUGUCCAUGGGCAUGUCAGAUGAUUAUGAAAAAGCGAUUGAAAUGGGUAGCACAAAUGUGAGGGUGGGAACUGCAAUCUUCGGAGCCCGAGAGCCAAAAAAACCGGCCACACCUACACAACCAAGUCAAUCCACAGAAGCAGUCACAGAAAAGUUGAAGGACCUGAAAACAUAGAUUGUUGGACUACUCAAUUGAGGCCUUUAAUUUGUUCAGAUGCUACUCUGGGACUCAGGCAAAUAUUUUUCUCCAAAACCAAAUCUUUAAGACGAUGCACUUUUUGCGGUUGUUCAUCAUGAUGUCUUCCACGUAAAUGUUAAUUUUAUAUCAAAUUUAUUUUAAAAAAUUCCAGGUAAGAUUUCUCUCCUAAAUCAAUUUAUAUCUGGUAGAGGGUGUAAAGACUGUAUUUUCAAACGAAAAUUCUAGCAUUUAAGAGGUUAGACAGUCAGACAGUGCAGGCGAAGAGAGAAUAAAGAUUUUAAAUAUCACAUAUUUUUGUUUCAUUGAUCAGAAUGUCUUGUGAUACUUUUUUUAUGUGUAAGUUUUAUGGCCCAUUAUUUUUAUCUCAUGGUUUUUCUUUUCCUCUCUUUGUUAUCAAUUUUUCUAAUUUUGUUGUUGAGUAGUGGAAAGCAUGACUGUUAGCUUUUAGCUUAGAGUAAACAUAUAAUAAUCCGAUUGAAAAGAAAUAAAUGGUUUCUCAUCUUC